AACAAAUAAUGGUUCUGAGUUCUUUCUUAAACAAUUUUACACUGACUUUGGCAUUUUACAUCAAACAUCUUGUGUUGAAACUCCUCAACAAAAUGCCAAAGUAGAGAGGAAACACCAGCAUCUUUUACAAGUAGCAAGAGCCAUUUUAUUCCAUGCUCAUUUACCUUUAACAUUCUGGAUUGACUGUGUUCUUGCUGGUGCACACAUAAUAAAUAGAAUCCCCACCCCUGUUCUCAACCAGAAAUCUCCUUUUGAAAUGCUUUUUCAAAAACCUACUACAUAUGAUCAUUUGAAA
Molecule: messenger RNA, 295 nt
Organism: Striga hermonthica
Lineage: Eukaryota; Viridiplantae; Streptophyta; Magnoliopsida; Lamiales; Orobanchaceae
Source: the annotation of a GenBank genome assembly